This is a messenger RNA of Radiomyces spectabilis, 387 nucleotides long. Its product is annotated as peptide methionine sulfoxide reductase B2, chloroplastic. The transcript has 5 exons. The coding region runs from base 1 to 387 and encodes 128 amino acids. Gene Ontology annotation, biological process: response to oxidative stress; protein repair. Lineage: Eukaryota; Fungi; Mucoromycota; Mucoromycetes; Mucorales; Radiomycetaceae. The record is from RefSeq and is a predicted model, not a curated record. Gene Ontology annotation, molecular function: peptide-methionine (R)-S-oxide reductase activity.
AUGCCAAAGUCUGAUUCAGAAUGGCGUGCCAUUCUUUCUCCCGAACAAUUUCGAGUAUUGAGAGAAAAAGGCACAGAGCCUCCCGGUACUGGAGAAUACAAUAAACAUAAUCAGAAAGGCGUGUACCAUUGUGCCGGAUGUAAUAGUCCCUUAUAUGUUUCGGAUACCAAAUUCGACAGUGGAUGCGGAUGGCCUGCAUUUUUUGAUGCUAUUCCCGGUGCCAUUGUUCGUCAUGAGGAUAAUACGUUUGGCAUGAAACGCAUCGAGAUUUGCUGUGCCAACUGUGGCGGCCACCUGGGGCAUGUUUUCCAAGGCGAAGGUUUUAAAACUCCUACCGACGAGCGUCACUGCGUCAACAGCGUCAGCUUAAAAUUCCACGACAAAUAG